UAACAGCCCAAACUCUCCAGUCCCCAGUCCCCACUGGCCACAGCAGAAUCAUAAUUUGUUUAUCACUUCCUAUUUCAUAGUACAUUGCCUGAACUGAAUAACAAACACCUUCAAGAACCAUUAAAACUGAUUUCUAUACUGAAAUUAGCUUCAGCCAUAAACCAUAGGCCCAUAGUUUUGUUUUUCUGUCAAGAAAUGCUCCCUAGUGAUACAAGAAUGGAGAAAGCCAGAAAUGAAGUGAAGAAACAGAUGCAUUUAGGAAAUGUUGUGGCAAAGAUGAGAAGAUUGCCUGGUUUGGUGUGGAAAAAGAUAUGGACAGUUGGUCGGGAAGAUCCGCGAAGAGUCAUUCACUCUUUGAAAGUUGGGUUGGCAUUAACACUAGUCUCCCUAUUGUAUCUGAUGGAGCCACUCUUUCAAGGAAUUGGACAAAAUGCCAUUUGGGCUGUCAUGACUGUGGUUGUGGUGCUUGAGUUUACUGCAGGGGCAACUCUGUGCAAAGGAUUGAAUAGAGGAGUUGGGACUCUAUGUGCUGGGUCACUGGCAUUUUUCAUUGAGUAUAUUGCAAAUGAGUCGGGUCACAUAUUUCGAGCUAUUUUUAUUGCAUUUGCUGUCUUUCUGAUUGGUGCUUCAGCUACAUACAUGAGGUUCUUUCCAUAUAUAAAGAAGAACUAUGACUAUGGCAUUGUAAUUUUCCUCCUAACCUUCAAUCUGAUUACUGUUUCAAGUUAUCGCGUCCACAAUGUAUUGAAAAUUGCACAUGAACGCUUUUAUACCAUUGCGAUUGGUUGUGGCAUCUGCCUUCUCAUGAGUCUGCUGGUUUUUCCAAAUUGGUCUGGGGAAGACCUCCAUAAUUCCAUAAUCUUCAAGCUUGAAGGGCUAGCAGGAUCAAUAGAAGAUUGUGUUAAUGAAUACUUUCAAGAUGGGGGAAACAAAACUCACUCACCAGACAAUCACAUCUACAAGGGCUACAAGGCAGUUUUGGACUCCAAAUCCACUGAAGAGACCCUGGCACUACAUGCGAGUUGGGAGCCAAGGCAUUCAAGACACUGUUACAGGUAUCCAUGGCAACAGUAUGUAAAAUUGGGAGCUGCUCUUCGACAUUUUGGAUACACAGCUGUGGCUUUACAUGGUUGUGUGCAAUCUGAAAUUCAGACCCCACAGUCUGUCCUUGCUUUCUUCAAGGACCCAUGCAUCCGAGUAGCCAAAGAAGUAUCAAAGGUAUUAAUGGAACUAGGAGACAGCAUUAGGAAUCAUCGUCGCUGCUCUCCAGAGGUGCUGUCUGAUCAUCUUCAUGAAGCUUUACAAGACCUCAAUAAUGCCAUCAACUCCCAGCCUAGACUCUUCCUCAGCUCCAACCAUAAGAAGUCCAGGAACAUGAUUGCUGCAGCUGCUGCAGUUGCCAAUCAAAAGUCUUCCAAGGACUCUGGGGUCUCCUUAUCUUCUGUCAAGACUGACACAUCAGCAUUGCUAGAAUGGAGAACCAAACGGGUCAGUGAUCAUUCAGGGGAAUCAGAGAGCAAAUCCUUAAGGCCAACUUUGAGUAAGAUCGCCAUUACUAGCCUUGAAUUCUCUGAAGCACUUCCAUUUGCUGCCUUUGCUUCUUUGCUGGUAGAGACUGUGGCGAGGCUCGACCUUGUUAUUGAAGAAGUUGAAGAACUGGGGAGGAAAGCAAGCUUCAGGGAAUUAAAACCUGGUGAAGAACAGAUUACUGUGACUUGUGAGAAACCGCGGGCAGGAGGGAAUGCUGUGGAUUUGCAGACAAAUUUGGGUACUGAGGGAACAGUCUGAUAAGAUGCUUAUAGUAAUGCACCAUAGGCUCUGGAACCUUAAUUAGCAUUUGGGGUGACUAAUUUGUCCUUGUCCCUGCUAAAAUAAUAUGUAGUAAAGAAGGACAUCUAUGAUUCCUCUUGAAAAUAAUUGUCAUUGAGAAUUGAAGUCAAACUACAGGAAUUGAAACAACUCAGUAUUGAUUAAUUUCUCGAUCAAAAUUAAAAAAAAAAUACUUGGGUUAUUUUAGUAUGUGGGUUUCACCAAGGUGAUCAUAUGUACGUUGAAUUGUGCUAUUUUAUUUUGGAGCCAAUGAGAAACACUUUUUGAUCUUA
Messenger RNA from Nelumbo nucifera (sacred lotus), 2102 nucleotides. Its product is annotated as aluminum-activated malate transporter 12-like. The record is from RefSeq and is a predicted model, not a curated record. Gene Ontology annotation, biological process: malate transport. Lineage: Eukaryota; Viridiplantae; Streptophyta; Magnoliopsida; Proteales; Nelumbonaceae.